UUUUGGUGGAUUUGAUUUUUUGGUUAAAUUUAAUUUUAGAAUUACUUUGACGAAUAUUAUUAUUUGUUGACAUCGCUGAUAAAGUCUAGGAAAAUGAUUACUGACGUGCAACUUGGUGUAAUGGCGAAUGUUUUGGGUGUCGGUAUAUUUAUUUUGGUUAUUCUCUACCAUUAUAUUGUUGCUAAUCAAAAGAAGCAGGGUUCAGUUCAACAAUGAUUAAAAGUCGAAAUUGGAAAGGAAGUUAAAAAGCUGUAUUUUUAACAAAUUAGAUGAGCACAACUUCGUUCGGAAAAGACAAAGGCUUUGGAUAUACUAAAGUAAAUAACGUUCAAUCUCCUUCAACUUCAGCGGGAGCUUUUAGAAAUAGCAGAGAUUAUUGGAAUACUAGCGGUUAUUCUACCCCGGCUUCUUAUACUUCUAAAUUUUCCACAACAACAACUGGCGAGGAAGUUGGUUGUUUCUCGUCUGUACGAAUGACGGCAGCUGCUAAACUAGGUCGUUAUCUUCGACGUCUUUUUCAUGCUCGGCAGAUGGAUUUUGAAUUUGCUGCUUGGCAAAUGCUUUAUUUAAUGAUUAAUCCACAAAAAGUUUACAGGAAUUUUAUGUACAGGAAAAAAACAAAAGACCAAUGGGCACGUGAUGACCCAGCAUUCCUCGUUCUUUUGGCAUUUUCGCUUUUUGGCUCAAGCGUUCUUUUUGCCUUUGCUCUUGGAUUAUCAAUCUCUGCAUUCUUAACAUUCUUUUUGUGGGCAGUUUUUGUUGAUUGUAUUUGUGUUGGUUUAGUUAUUGCAACAAUUCUUUGGUAUAUAUCAAAUCGUUAUUUACGUCGAGUUAAGGAUCAAGAUGUUGAGUGGGGUUAUUGUUUUGAUGUGCACUUGAAUGCUUUCUUUCCUCUAUUGAUUUGUCUUCAUGUUAUUCUGCCUUUGUUAUUUUAUGGUCUAAUAGAUUAUUCAAAUUUUGCUGCUCGUGCUUUGGGAAAUUCAAUUUGGUGCAUCGCUGUAAUUUACUAUAUUUAUAUUACCUUUUUGGGAUAUACAGCUCUUCCAAUUUUGAAAAAUACCCAUUUCUUUCUCUACCCAAUUACAUUUUUAUUUAUAUUUUUCGUUGCAACAAUAAGUGCUGGUUGGAAUAUAACACAAACUUUUAUGGAUUUUUAUCAUUAUAGAGCGACAAAUUUACCGAGACGACAACCAUAA
Molecule: messenger RNA, 1196 nt
Organism: Meloidogyne enterolobii
Lineage: Eukaryota; Metazoa; Nematoda; Chromadorea; Rhabditida; Meloidogynidae
Source: the annotation of a GenBank genome assembly